UUUGUGACACAUAAAAGACGAGAAAAACACGCCGAGGGAGGCUUGACUCCCGUGAAAAUCGUCCUGGUACAGUGAAAAGAAAGUAAAACCCUGCGAAAUGGCUGAAGAUAAUUCAUGGAAAACGACCAACUUUCGGCAGAGUGUAGUGAACAAAAUCAACGAAGCCAUCCAGCAGACGGGUAUGACUUCGUCGAAAAACGGCAUCGAGAUGGAAAAUCAUGUUUUCCACAAAGCACGAAACAAGGAUGAGUAUCUCGGCUUUGUUGCCAGGUUGAUUUUGCAUGUCCGAGAGAUGAAUAGCAAACACAAAAACCAGCAAAAUGCGGCAGCGGCUGCCGCACAGCAAGAGGGAGGUAAUGCGAGUCAACAGGGUGCUGGAGGCGGUGGUGGUGGUGGCAUGCCGGACCCGAUUAACGCUUUGCAAACGCUCGCAUCGCAAGGAACCCGGCCACAGAUGAUGGGACAGAUGGGUCCGGGUGGUCCGAUGGGCGGUCAGAUGGGCGGUGGGAAUGCGAACCCGAAUAUGCUACACACACCCCGACUGCAGAUGGCAAUGGGUGGCAUGGCCGGAAUGCAGGGAGGCAACCGUGUUGGUAUGGGCCCUGGACCCAACCAAAUGGGUGGUAUGAUGCCGAAUCAGAUGCAGGGCCCCGGUCCAGGUGCCGGCAUGGGAGGCAUGGCCGGUCAGAUGGGCGUCAUCGGACCCGGUGGUAUGAGCGGGGGCAAGAUUGUCGGCAUGGGUGGCCAACAGCAGCAGCAACAACAACAAAUGGCACAGCUGAGUGCGAUGCAGGUAAAUCAGAUGCAAGCGGCACAGCAGCAGCAACAGCAGGGAGGAAUGCCCCAGCAGCAGGGCAACAUGGGGCAAGGACCCGGUGUGCAACAGAUGGGCGUCGUACCAGGAGGUCCGAAUCAGAUGAAUCCCAUGGUGAUGGGUCAAAUUCAGGCGCAACUGCAAAACCAAAACGCUAUGGGAGGCCAACAGAUGGGAGCAGUCGGAAUUGGUGGUGGCAAUCCGAUGGGCCCGAUCGGAGGAAACACCGGCAUGAAUCCGCAAGCUAUGGGAAUGGCCUCGAAUCAGGUCAUUCGUCAGCAGAUGGUGCAGCAGGGCGUCAAUCCCAACCAAGUGCAGAUGGGUCUCGGUCCCGCGCAAAUGGGACAGCUGGGUGCAGGCGUGCAAGGGGUCGGCCCCGGCGGACCGGGUCCCAACAUCGGGCAGGUCCAGCAGCAGCAGGUUGUUGUGCAACAGCAGCAGCAGCAACAGCAAGUCCAACAACAGCAGCACCAGCAACACCAACAGUUACAGCAGCAUUUACAGCACCCUCAACAGCAACAGCAGCAGCAGCAACAGCAUCAGCCCCAGCUUCAGCAGCAGAUGCAGAACCAGCAGCAUCAGCAGCACCAACAGCAGCUGCAACAGCAGCAACAGCAUCAGAUGCAACAGCAGCAGCAGCAACAGCAGCAGCAACAACAGCAGCAGCAACAGCAACAUCAUCAGCAGCAGCAUCAACAGCAGCAAAUUCCACAGCAACACCCACAACUCCAGCAGCAUGGCCAACAACAUCCCCAGAUGCAACACGCCCAGCAUCCACAGCUUCAACAGCAGCACCAGCAGCAGCAACAGCAACAGGUGCUACUUGGAGCUAUGGGCCAAAAUGUCAGUGGUCCUGUGGGACCGAUCGGUGGGCCUAUGGGAGGACCGAUCGGCGGCCCAGGCGGUACGGGCGUCCCGUUACAGGUACAGCAAGCGCAGGCCAUGCAACAGCAACAACAGCAGCAACAGGGUGGCGGCAUGGGUCCGAACGUCGGUGUCGGUGGUCCAAACCAGAUGAACCCGGUAGCGAUGGGACCGGGACCGGGUGGUCAGAUGGUCGGUGCGCAGGGCAACUUUGUCGGCAUGGGUGGAGGUAACCCGAUGGUACGGAAACCACAGGACAUGAUGCCGGGUGGUAACGUGUAUCCUGGUGGUGGGGCUGCUGUACGCAGCGUGACGCCAAACAAUUUUCUCCGUCAAUCCCCGUCCCCAUCCGUUCCUUCACCGGUCGGGCCGGGUGCACAUGGACCUCAGUCGCACCCGGGACAAAUGAUUCCCAGUCCGGCGAUUCCUUCUCCAAAUCCUAUGCAUGGCAGUGUUCCGCAGCGAUCGAUUGGACAAUCGCCGGGCGGAUCACUCAAUACACCAGGCCAACCCGGUGGAGCGGUACCGAGUCCGCUGAAUCCCCAGGACGAGCAGCUGUACCGCGAGAAGUACCGCUCGCUGACGAAGUAUAUCGAGCCACUGAAGCGAAUGAUCGCGAAGAUGGAGAACGACGAUAUCGACAAGAUCGCGAAGAUGAAGCGUUUGUUAGAAAUUCUGUGCAAUCCGAGUGUUCGGAUUCCGCUGGAGACGCUGCACAAGUGCGAGGCAGCACUAACCAGCCAGCUUGGUUCAAUUCGAGAGACGCCGACGAACAAUCCGCUGGUAGAAGCCGUAUCAAGCAGCCUUCAGAACGCAACCGGUAACCACACGCUGCAGCGCACCUUCCGUCCCUGCUUGGAGGCUCUUUUCGGACCGGACAUAAAGAAUCUUCCGCCACCGACGAAACAACCCCGCCUGGGUGCGACCAGUAGUGGAGGACAAGAUGAUUCGAACGCUUCCGGAGGCCCCGGAUCCGGACCUGGAUCAUCCGUAACAGGCGGGACUACGAGUACCAGUGGAACAACGAGCAGCGCCAGUAACAACGCCGCGUCCGUCGGAGGCAGCGCUGGAAGCGCUAGUAACAACCAAGAAAUCCCGCAUAUCCUGCAGGGGGAAAUUGCUCGUCUUGAUCAGAAGUUUAAAGUAUCGCUCGAUCCGUGCGCGAUCACUGGCAGCAAAACGAUCAAGCUGAUCUGCUGGCUAGAUGAUAAAAGUUUACCAUGCGUACCACCAGUCGCGGUCACGAUUCCCGAUGAUUAUCCAUUCACCGCUCCCAGUUGCUCACUGAUCGAGCAAGAGUACAACGCCACCCCGUUCCUCAUCCUGGUGCAGCGCUCGUUCAUUGCGCGCAUCUGCAAACUGCCGGCACUCUUCACGCUGUCUCACCUCCUGGACACUUGGGAGAUGUCAGUACGCCAGGCUUGUUCACCGCAUCCGACUCUCGUAGCACCAACAACCACGAGUGUUCUCCUGGGAAUGUAAGACAAGCGUAAUGCGGCACAAUUUACGAACUGUUGGGUGUUUUGUAGCAUAUGUUUGUAUUCUUCAUACGAGAUAAAUAGAUAUCCUUGUGAAUUCAACAUCUCUUUUUUACGCUUUAGUAACUGCAAAGGUCAUGUCAUAAGUUAUGUGGAAG
This is a messenger RNA of Anopheles darlingi, 3314 nucleotides long. It is a transcript of the gene MED15, whose product is annotated as mediator of RNA polymerase II transcription subunit 15. The record is from RefSeq and is a predicted model, not a curated record. Gene Ontology annotation, biological process: regulation of DNA-templated transcription. NCBI's taxonomy places the organism in Eukaryota, Metazoa, Arthropoda, Insecta, Diptera, Culicidae. The transcript is spliced from 3 exons. Gene Ontology annotation, molecular function: transcription coregulator activity. The coding region runs from base 98 to 3160 and encodes 1020 amino acids.